This is a messenger RNA of Trichoderma harzianum CBS 226.95, 1395 nucleotides long. RefSeq lists its product as hypothetical. The transcript is spliced from 2 exons. The record is from RefSeq and is a predicted model, not a curated record. NCBI's taxonomy places the organism in Eukaryota, Fungi, Ascomycota, Sordariomycetes, Hypocreales, Hypocreaceae. The coding region runs from base 1 to 1395 and encodes 464 amino acids.
AUGAGCGGAGCCUAUUCCAAUGACUCUGACUUGAAGCACAUAUCCGAUGAGCCAAUUGAAGAGAGCCAGGAAUGCUUCAAGGCUGAUGUCACUCCAAAUCUAGAGAAUCUACCAGCCGAGCUGAGAACUCAACUCCUCCUGAGCAUGCCAGAUCUGCCAACCCUGCGCGCGCUCAUCCAUGCUUCUCCCACAAUGCACACCCAGUAUAGAUACGACCGCGAUCAUGUGCUCUGGACUUGUCUAGAGCGCGAACUUAGUGGCUUCCUCAUCGACGCCUACGCCAAUAUGAUGUCUCGGGUGUGCGAGCUAGGAUCCCCACGCACUGACGAGAAGAUCACUAGUUUUCUUGACACCUACCGGGGCUGGCUCUCAGGCGCAAGUCCGCUCCCGGAUCUCCAGUCACUCGACUCUGGUUACAUACAUUGGAUGGCGGCGUACCACAUAUCCGUUGCUUGUCCUUUAGCUCGAAUGUAUAGCAGUUGGGCUCUCGACAACAUCAAAAAAACAAUUUCAUCGUCAGUCGCCCGAAAUGGAACAGAAACGCUACCAAUCGCACAAGAUAGUAGGGGCGUCAACUUGAGCAGAAGCGAGGAAAUCCGCAUUUUCCGGGCUCUCUAUCGGUAUGAGACCUACCAUCACCUCUUUGGCAGGAACAAGGGCAGGCGCCACGGCGGAUUCCGCCAUCAUGAAAUCAAUGAGAUUUUCUUUUCUCAGUUCGCACCAUGGGAGGCUGAGGCAGUCGGUUGCGUCGAUAUAUUUAUCAGACAGAAGUAUAAAGACAUUUUCAGUGACGUGAAGGAAGACCUGCAUCCUCAGAAUGCGAGAUUCCGUCUCGAGAAUGGAACCUUCAACCCUGAAGGAUCUUUUAAUCUUGACGGGGAGUAUGAUGAUUACAUGGACGGCACCGUAUCACGCGGCCUAAAGAUGGCAGUGCGACUUCUAAACAUCGAGGAUCACGAAAAGCUUGUCUCCAAGAUGCAGCGGUGCCUUACACACGACCAAAAUUUGGAUGCACCAGUGAGAACAGCUAUCGGGUUAGCAGCGCAAAGUGACAGGCGCGAGAUGUCAACCAGCUUCCCUGACAAAAGAGACGAAGCUGAGCAAAGGCAGGACCCGAUCCGAUUUACAGGCGACACGGUACCCCCUAACGGCCCGCCCUUAGCUUGGGUUCUCCUAUGGGGUGGAAAGUAUGCAAAUAUCUACGGAGAAUAUGUGCCAGAGUCGCUCAGGCGAUGGGGCUACGUUAUAUGGGACAAAAUUCGCUGGGAUAGCAUGGAGGCAAAAGAGCUUAUUGCGAGACAAUGGGAGAUGGAACCAGAGCUGGUUGAGGAGAUUAAGAUAGACAUCGGUUGGAGUCCUCUGGAAAGCGGAAGUGUAACUAUAGAGCAUAAGUAA